Messenger RNA from Chilo suppressalis (striped riceborer), 9443 nucleotides. The record is from the annotation of a GenBank genome assembly. Lineage: Eukaryota; Metazoa; Arthropoda; Insecta; Lepidoptera; Crambidae.
UUAGUAUGAAUAUGGUAUUUAUUAUGUAAGUUUUCAUAAUGCAAAAGAAAAGUAAUAAUGUUGGAAUAUGAACGGUUAUAAGAAUACGUAGGUACCUAAUUUACAAAAUUAAAUAAAUUAAAAAGUACAAUUGCGUGGUUCUGCUAGUUGUAAUUCUUUAUUAUACAGAUGAUAAUGAUGUCAUUAUUUUUUCUGCUUUAAUGCUAAAGUAAUAGCCCACCAGAAAUUUAAAUAACGUGGACCCCUUGGUAAAUAUUGGGCACAGAUAUGGAUAAUGGGCAUGAUUCUCAAAAUGAUCUUAAAACUAAUGGUGAAGAAAAUUGCCAAUUCUCACCGCCAGAGGCACUAGGUGUCGAAUGACCUGUAAUCUACCAAAAUAGAUAUAAAAAGUUGGUAUAGUACAGAUGUAAAUCUGAAAACUAGCUUUAUACUUUACCCACGAGGAAAUUAAAAAGAAAACAAAUUCUUUAUUGUAAUUUAUAUUUGGGUGAAAAACCGUUAAUGUUGCCGAACUAUCGAUAUUAAAACUAUCGACAGUUUACAUCGAAAAUCAUGUUCCCUAUCGAUAGGCCUAUCGAUAGAAUCGCUACAACCGAUAGUAUCGAAACUAUCGAUAAUCAGGCAACAGAACAAGGCAAUACUAUCGAAUGAGUGCAAUACUAUUGAUACUAUCGAUAUUAUUGUAGUUCGUUAAUAACAAACUAUUAAUAGUAUCGAUACUACCGAUACUGUUGAUUUUAUCUGCAUCAAUACUAUCGAUAGUAUCGAUACUAGCGAUUGUUUUAGACUAAAGUUUGUGAUUGACUAUAUUACCUGAAAAUUAAAAAAAAAUACUAUCGAUAGUAUGGUUGCAAAUGAAAUCGACAGUAUCGAUACUAUCGAUAGGCCGAUCAUUGCCAUACGAUUGGUUGGCUAUCGAUAGAUUAUCGAUUAAUCAUCGAUAGUCGACUAUCGAUCGGCAACACUAAAAACCGUAGAUGUUGGACUUUUUGGCGGGAGCAGGAAGCGUCACAUAAGCAGAUUUGUUUUUCUUGUUAAAAAUUGUGUUGUGGCGGAUUUUAGUGUCUAAUAAUGGUGGAUUAUUAUUAACCACUAAGUGUUUGGGAACAUGAACAAGUGUUGGCAAGUGAAACAGAAUAGCGGAAAGUGUCUUUCGACGUUCCCUCGAGAAGUCCACGGCGAGGUUCCAGUAAAUCCCCACACUUUUACUUAAAACAUAGGGAAAGGGGGAUUGACUUGACUGCCACUUACUUUGUCUUGAUUUAUUACUUUGAUCACGAGUGCCAUAGCACGGUAAUAUUAUAUACAGUAUUCUAUCUUCAUACAAACGGUCGGAAAGCGAAUCAUACAUACGCCACUGGAGUUCGCGGGACUCUCGGGGGACACCCAGUCGCAAAUGCGCUGCAGCGACGACCGAACGGUGUGAGUUGUUUUUUAUGCAGUUAGACGUGCUUAAACGUGCGAUUUGUAUUGUAAAUAUUUGAUUGAAUUAAGUAGAUACCUACAUAAUUUAAUAUGGGAAAGAACAAACGACGAUAUUUUACUGUAUUUGGUUGCUUGAACUCUUCAAUAACGCACCCGGAGAUAUAAUUUUUUAAAUUACCUGAAAUAUUGGAAGGGUAUGAUUUAAAGAAUAUUUUUUAUAUAUCUAUCUACUAGUACGUAAUUUGUUUUUAAUAUUUAGGUAUUUCGAUUUUUCCAUCGGGCAAAAUAUCUGGAAUAUUAAAUAAAUAAGUGGAUAGGGUGAAAAAAGAGACAAACGAGUAAUCUACCUACACUGGCGUUAAAAACAAAACUACAUAAUAGGUAGGUAGUUUCCUAGACGAGGCUAUCUACUUACUUAACUACAUACAUUAUUGAAUAACUAAACUACAUACAUUAUUGAAUUAAAUGAAAUAUCAUUAUGAAAUAAUUUACGAGAGUAAUAAAAAACGAGAGGUAUUGUAGUGAUCGGAUAUUUUUGGUGUAUACUGGCAGGUUAUUAGGUAAUUUGGAAAAGAGACGGAUUGUUGACAGGAAUAGAAAGCUAAAAAAUAAUGAAAUAGGGAGAUUUGUGCGGAGUUUAAAAAACAGUAUUUUGUUUAUUGAUAAUGAUAAUGUAAUUUCUUGAAAAUAAAAGUGUUUCAAUGACAAUAAUUAGUUUGCAUGAAACGAUCCCUACAGUACCUACCUAGUAAGAUUUACCUACAUUGUAGGUAAUUUCCUUUUUACAAAUAAAUAUAACUUGUAUGUUUAAAAUAAUAUUCUUUUAUUGAAUUAUGUAAGAAUAAAAAUCAGCAGUCAGUUUUUUUUAAACUUUUAAUUAACUUGCAAUAUAGGUAGGUAUGUAACUAUGUUUGUUCGGGUGGAAUCUUGCAACUCAAUUUUUGAAGCAUUUUAUCUUCAACCGGUUGAGCUAAAAUUUUGUAUAGGUAUACACGUUUUGAUUAAAAAGCACGGUUAGCUGUGUGACGUCAUUCUAAAUCCAACAUGGCGGAAUAGUUAUUUUUAAUGCAUUCCUACGAUAUGGGUAUAUGGGCUUGCGGAGAAUCAUAUAAAAUAAAAUAUUUACAAUCACAAAACUAGAAAGAAACUCAAUUAUUUAGAUGAAAUUAAAAUAUUGUAGGCGGGCGGUCCUACCGCGUGUUACGCACCGUUCGGCCGUAGGCAUUUAUUUCAAGGACAGGGCCGAGUCACAAUACUGUAUAGAUAAUAUUACCGUGGCCAUAAUAUUUGUAAACAUUUUAACACUUGACAUUGGCUAAAUGCACAAGCCGUGCGAAGCCAUUUAGAAAAAAAACCGUAGAUGUUUGAAAAGAGGUGCAAGAAUAAACAUGAACCUGUUAAAAAAUAUAUAUUUAUAUGUUUUACUGUUGUGUUUAUCAAUAGCAGCUAUUGAAAAUAAUACCGAUUAUUUCAGGAGUUUAGCUCUUGUACAAGUACUUUGAAAUAUUACUAUAUCGAUUAAAGAUAAGUACUGGCAACUGCGCAACAGAGACUGCCGUCCAAAAACUUAGUUCUUCGAAACAGUUUCCUUUCUUUUAAUCUAAGAGAAAGACGACCUUAUGUGAUUUUGUUAGGGUUUAUAUUAUUUAUUUACAAAAUAGCAAGUGAGCAUUCCUGAUGUUCCUGUUACCAAAGGUAUAUUUAUAACUUUCUAAUGGAGUUUGAGGCCGUAUGACCCAUACAGGGCCAUACGCCAUCUGUAAUUAGCUUUGCGUAUUCAUUAGACAUUCAUUCUUUUGUUUACACAGCAUGUAUACUAUUAAUAGGUAAACUAUAAUAACUAAUAAAAUAACGCAUGCUCAACGUUUCGCACCUGUAUGUCCAUUUGGUUUUAAAAUGCAUUAUGUUAAUUAAUAUUUGUCACUUAUUUAAACUUUGGCUUCAUCGUAUUGGGUGUGCGCACAAAUCAAUUCUAUAAGACCCUGAUCAUUUGACCGUGCGUCGCGGUCGCACAUAACCACUACAUUGUUCUCACUACACUAAGUUAUGGGGUCACAGAACCUAAAAAACAUGAGGUCACCUAUAUAUAGCAUAAAAAAGUAAGAAAGCUAACAAGUUCACCACAAAACUCCGUCAACUUUUUACAUAAUUUGAUAAAGAUAAUUACAAUAUACAACUUUUGCGUGUUUGGUUUGGUCGAACAUGUCAUCCGUCGAGUAUGAAGAACCGUUCCCUAUGGGGCUUGUCAGAGCCGGGGCCAAGGUACGUGUAUCUUAGCUCGAUGUCUGGAGGGGCGGAAAUGUCACCUUGGAGAAUGCUGAAGGCUUGUUCUAUGGUGCACUCGAUUUCUGUUUUCAACUCCUGUGGGAAAAAAAUAUUUACAUAAGUUUAAAAAUUUUCGUCGUUAUUCAGCCAGAUAAAAAUAUAAACAAAUCCUAGCUAACUACAGUAUCACAUAUUGGGUCAAGUUUUUAAUCUAAAACAGCCACACUCUCGAAUGCACACAUUAAAUUGCAUUGAAAUCACUUUCGACCCAGUGGUCUACCACCAAAACUGUCAAGGUGCGGCUAUUGGCUACACAUAAUAGAAUGAGUUAUGUAACUAAGUAUGUGGGACACACAGAAAGUUUUGAGAAACUAAAAAACUAACAUCUAUGAAAAUAAUAUUUUUAUUGAAUCUUUUCAAUGAACUCUGCACCAGCCUCUAUACAAAGUUUCAUGCGUCUGAACCAAUUUUCAAAACAUUUUUUCCAGUCCUCCGCAGACACCUCUUCCACGGUCUUCUCAAAAGCUGCUAGCGCUUCUUCCGGCGAUGAAAAGUGUAUCCCUCUGAGCUGAUUUCUUAUUUUAGGGAAUUAAACGAAGUCACACGGAGCCAAAUCAGGACUGUAAGGAGGGUGUCCCAAGACUAACUGGUGUGGAGUCUGGGAGUUGUUCGUUUUAAUAGCAGAGUGCGCGGGCGCGUUGUCGUGGUGAAGAAGGACCCCGCGGAGCCCAGUGUUAGGUCGCUUGUUGCUCUUUGCAGAAAAAACUUCUGGCAGGCAUUUUGUGCUAUACCAAUCGGCGUUGAUGCUGCUUUGGUCUCGAAGUGGAAUUGAAAUUAGGUAAGCCGUCAAAGUGAAGAAACUAGCGAUCAAAAUUUUCCCUGCGCUCCUCGAUCGCUUCACUUUCGUAGGCGUUGGUUCAUUUAGAAACAGCCAAACUGUCGACUGACGCUUUGUUUCUGCGUAUAUUGUAUUGCUAAAUCCAGGAUUCAUCACCUGUUACAAUAUCGUAAACGCGCCGCGACUCAAUCCACACGGGCCUGCUUCUGAGCUUCGGUGAGUUUGUGCGGCACCUAGCGGGAAACUAUCCUCCUUACGCAAAGGUGCUCGUGCAAAAUCCUGUGAACAAUUCCUGAACCAAUCUGCAGAGUAUGCUGAAUCCCUUAGUACGUAAUUCGUCUGUUGUCUUGAAUUAAAUUUUUGACUGCCAGCACACUUUCUUUGGUGACAGCCGUUGUAGGACGACCACUCCUUUGUUCAUCCCCCAAAGUAAGACGACCGCGUUUGAACUCGCUACACCAACGGUAGAUGGUUGCUUUUGAAGGUCCUUCAUCCAUAAAAGCAGUUCGAAAUCGAACAAAUGACUUAUCAGGUUUUAAGCCACAUUUAAAAUCGGAAAAAAUCAUAGCACGAAAAUGUUCUCGAUGCAGAUCCAUUUUUUAAAGAGACAAGAAAUAUUUAAUUGACUCUCGAAAAAAUGCGGAUGAAAAUUUGAGAAUCGAACAGUGGUAUUUUUACUUUUAAAUUAUAGAAGUUUUCAAAAUAAUUACAUGUGGCCAGUGUCAUAUACAUAAAAACUUUUUCGCAAAACUUUCUGAGUGGCCUGGUAUCUAUCUUCAUCAAUGUUAAAAGAAAUAGAGAGGUUAUGCCAUAAGUUUUUUCUGCCUUUGUAAAUUAGCUCCGACUUGAAGCCCUUUAAUUGACAAGACGCCAUUUUAGGAUGUUUAUGUUUAUGGUAGUUCAUCUGUCAUUCGUAGCGUUUCCCGGUGUUUGUUAUUGAAUGAAGAAGCGGCGCGCACGCUCUGCCAUCACGGCCGUGCAGGUGGUACAGCAGAAAGCCGCGCAGGUGUGCGUUGCCCGCGCUCAGCGCCGUCAUCGUGCGCAGGGUACCUCGGCACAGGCUCGCCUUCAGCGUCAGACGGACAUAAGCCUUGGUUGUUUUGUCACCGGGAUUGGGGGCGGCGAGAUCCUAAAGGGACUACCAGCUGAGGAUUGGCGAGUGCAUCACUGCUAGCUUCUACUUCUACUGCUACUUCCCUAUGUGUGGAAUGGGGAGAUUGGGCCGUGAUUACUCAGGCCUAGUGCAGAUUUUGUGAGUACUAACGUCAGCAGAUGCAGCCGGGCUUUAAGUGCCUUCCGAAGCACAGAGGAGAAGCCUAGAUAGAAAUUUUUGGUCACCCAUCCUAUGACCGGGCAUUGCGAAAGUUGCUUAACUUAAACGACCGUAGACCGAACGCUCUAUCAACUUGUACAAUAAGAGCUUUUAGUGGUAGCUACGUAUUUCUUAUAUACUGCCAAGCUACGUGAAUUAUUCCCGCCAUCACUUUAUUAUUUGACCUCAUUUAAUAAAAUUAUUUUAAUUAUUGUCAAUUAUAAUUUAUUUUGCAAUGAGAUACUACGUCAGCCGUGCGCGAACAUACCAUAUAACUACAUAGAAUCAUUUACUAUUUUAAAAUUUUGAAGUCAUUAAUUAGUUCUAAAAAUAUGGUUCAUUAUCAAGUUUUAAUUAUAUUUCCUUAUUUUUCUAUAUUCCGAAUAUGUCGUGAAUCUAAUUGGAUACAAAAAUAAUAAUUUUAAUAUAAUUAUGAGUUUGUGGAUAGCAAAAAUAAAUAAAGAUACUAUAUUUAUUCGUAGUAACUUACCAUGCCACUGCAGUCCUUCUUUAUCUCCUAUCUCCCAUAUCAACCGGCAUUGAAGGUCUACAACGAUUUGAUUAGUUUUCGGUAUGUACUUGUUGAUACGGUAAACUAGAAAAUUCUCCAAAUGAUCCACAUUUUCGAAGUCCAACGAGCUCAUUAAGCUUCCGAGAGCUUUUUGUAAAAUACAAAUACUUUUAUUGGGAACGCGCAUACCACAUUGCAAGCAUCGCCAGGUAGAUGAUAACUUUAGAGGUUCUACUGGCAAAAGCGAACCAGGGCACUCCUGCGAGAAACAUUUGAGGGCACCUAGCAGUGUUCCACGUUCUGUGGGAUCCGCACAUCUUUCACAUUGACACAAGAAAUGUUUAGUUUUAUAUAGGUGCAUUCUUCGGGCGGGGGUACCCCAUAAAGUUCCGGUAUAACAUGUGAAAAUUUCAGUUCCCGCUCGAAUUGGUUUCACCGCUUUUACUGUCAUUUGGUGGUCUCCAUUGUAGCUAUAUCUAGUAUUUGGUACACAAUUGUGAUUCAUUAAUCCAGAAACUGGAUACAAGCCUCGCAUACUCACUUCCUUUUUACCGUACGCUGUGGCUAUUUGGAAUGCGUUUGUGUCGAGCGCACAACAUGCUAGAGUCAGUAAUUGUUCAUCAUCCUCGGGAAUGUGGAAAUAUUCUUUCAAAUUCCUUAUUUCUGCGCCGUGUUGUGGUAACUUGUGCGCUUGAAGUGAUGCCAUUAGCAGUUUUUGAUCUUCAUUCAACAAUAGCGCUCGUAUUGGUGUCAACGCUCUUGAUAAUAAAAUAUCAUCUACUUCCUCAAUAGGCAUUUUAUUAGUCCAUCCAGAGAUUAUGGUACAGUCCUCGCAAUGCUGACUACUAUUUUGACACUCUUUCGAACAUAAAAAACAGGCACAUUUGUGACAGUUAAAACAGUUGUCAUUGUCAAUUAAACUACAUACUGUGCAACCACGUGGUGCAGUGAUUCGAGGCCCUCGGAUGAGCGGAUGGUCAACGAAUAGAACUUCACCAGACGCUAUAUCUUCAGUAGCAAACAGUCCUCGUCCUCCUAAGGAUGAUUCUCUGAUGGCCCAUUUGCACGAAUAUUGAAUAUCCUCGGCAUAGUUGUAUAGCCCGAGGUGCACCUUGACUAUUUGUGACAAUUGUUCCAACGGCAACAUCCUGCCGUGACUCGACCGAUGACGGCACUGCACUGGACUCGGACUAUAUAAACCACCGGCUAUGAUAACAUAAGCUAGGUACGGUUUAGAUUUAUUAUUGAAGCGUUGCAAAUGGCCCGCGGUCUUUUACCAAAUUAGUUGCUGCGUAUUGACGCGCGCCGGUCGUAUGAGGCAAGUGAACAGCGUACCUGGCGAGUACUUCGCGGGCGUUGCCAAGCCAGUGUUGUUUAUCAGGUGAUUUCUGCGCGAAGCAAUUUAUUGAAUGAGUUCAUAUCAGAUCGCGCAAAUUUAGCCGUUACCUGAGGAGCUAGAGCAGCUACACCCGCCGCGUGUACAGUGAAAAAGACGCAACUGUGACAUCUGGGAAAAAUCAGAUUCCACGUUAUCACGACGUUCACGCCCUCGAUGCUGCGCACAAAGUGCUUCCAGAGAGAGAAACCUGAUCCCUGUCCUUUGUCAGCGGCGGCGCUGGUUCGACAACCUGACCAGUCUCUAUGACCGCUUGCCAUACGCGGACGUUUCUCAGGAAACCCUAUGGAAAGUUAGCUAAAUGCGCAAUAAACAAUUAGAGGACCACGGGAACAGCUCACCGGGUGCCUGAGCUCGUGGUUGCUGCAGCAGCUCACUAAGAAUGCAAACACUCUUCGACUACCAGGAAGAUGAGUAUGAGUGUCCGUGGUAUUAUUUCGACGGUUCCUACAAGACGUUGCUGGGCGCCUGUCUCAUUCUAUUUGGUGUAUUCGGGGUGCUGCUAAACGGCUGGCUUUUUGCCACGUUUAUCCACAGUCACCUGCUAGUGUUCAGGAGUCAUAUAUUAGUCCUUAAUAUUUGCUCUGCGUCGCUUGGCAGGAAUUUACUUGGGUUUCCGUUUUCGGGUUCAUCCGCUAUAGCUAAAAGAUGGCUGUUCGGCCCAGCAUGUUGCCAGUUAUUUGCGUUUUUGAAUCAGUUCUUUGGUGUCUUCCAAAUGGCCGCAUUGUUUGCUAUUGUGCUGGAGAGAUAUUUGCUAGCCAAAUUUUACCGACGUGAAUUAUCAUUAUACCUGCGAUGGUAUUGGAGCCUGGUGGGCCUAUGCUGGCUGAGCGCAUUGGUGUUCGCCACUCCGCCGCUGUUCAGCUACGGGGUGUACUCGUGCGACGCCACUGGCACCGUCUGUACUCUGCUCUGGCCCUCCCUGAGAGCUGGUUCUAGGCAGAUCGGCUUUACUGUGCCUUAUGUUGUCAUAUGCGGUGUAGCACCUGUCAUUGCCAUAUUCUAUUUCAUGGGGAAAGCUAUACGUUUGGAAAAAAUAUAUUACAGAAGUGAACAACAGAGAGAACAGAAACGUUUCACUAAGAGCGUCCAUGCCCUCACUGUGGCCACGCUAGCUCUGUGGAUACCUGCCGCCGUGCUGGCUGGUUGGCAAUGGUUGCCCCUACUGGUGUACGGAUACCGACCUCACGUGCCCCCUGUUUUGGCUCUCAUCGCUCCUAUUGCUGCUGAGGCAGCCACCAGUGUUCCCGUACUGUGCUAUCUAACUGUGGACGAGAGGCUUCGAGCCGCCUUACUGGGCCGAAUGAGGAAGCAGUACGCGUUGUUGCACCCUUCCCGGGCCAAAAAAUUCAAUCUCAACCUCCUUGGGAACUACUCCAAGAGUUAUACCAGCCUCGAGAGAAACAUUAGAAAAAGUUCAACCAGCCUUUGGAAUAAUAAUACAGCUCUCUAAAAAGGUCUGCUUAACUUUAAACACAAAGAAAAUGGAAAACGGCCCAAUAUAUUGGAGUGAAGCAAAGUGUACAUUUUAGUUAGAUGAAUAAUUUUGAUGAAAGGUUUUUUUUUGUUGAGCUUAAUCAAUUACAAAAAGACUGAAUAGAAAAUGUCAUUGCGAAAUUUGGUUAUUUCAGUAAAAUAAAUAUGUACCUACUUUAAGUGUAAAAAUAAGUAAUUUAAUUAAAUUAAGAGUUCAGAA